Molecule: messenger RNA, 825 nt
Organism: Poecilia latipinna (sailfin molly)
Lineage: Eukaryota; Metazoa; Chordata; Actinopteri; Cyprinodontiformes; Poeciliidae
Exons: 4
Coding region: 97-825 (242 amino acids)
Molecular function (GO): protein binding
Source: RefSeq, a predicted model, not a curated record
CUGAUAGUGGAUUACUAGACAACACGUGUAGAGCUGUUGGGAUUAGGAGGCAAGUGGCGCAUAUCACCUUGUGGGAAAGCAUACGGAUACACCUGUAUGUUUUCCAAUGAGAUGCAGAUACUGCAGCAGCUGGCUGUUCUGGUGGUAUGCCGCAGUCUAGCAACAGGCCAGAUCUCCUCACGCUACUUCUUCACCCAAGAACCAAUGCCCUGGGUCAAAGGUCGUGAGUACUGUCAGAGCCACUUUGUGGACCUUGCUGUUUUGAGCACAGAGGAGGAAUACUCUGCUCUCCUCAGUGCCAUCCCCACAAACAAUGCCAGCUUUUGGCUUGGUCUCCAUAAGCAGAGCAGUGGCUGGGAGUGGACCGAUGGGGAACAGCUGAGACUCACUCACUGGUACAACUACAAUGAUGAGGGCCACUGUGUAAGCUUGGAGGCCAUGUUUGAAGAAAAGGACAAGCUACUGGCUCGUUAUUGUAAUGAGGAGCACAGGGUUGUUUGUCAGGGGCCCGUUUCCCCUCAGUCAGUGUCUGUGGACUUUGUGAACAUCGAUCACAUGAAUCUAAGCUGGAACAUCUCUGCACUGAUGCAGACGACUUCUCACUAUUACAAUGUGACAAUAUGCAGCUUCAUUUGUGAGACGCUGUUCUACUACUACACCAAUGGCUCCUCCCUUAUGAGCAUCAGCAUCUCCAACUUAAGUGCAGCCACAGAGUACUUCAUAUACAUUUCUGCUGUUAUUCAUCUUGACCAUGGGACCAGCAGGAAAUGGAUUCUUCAAGAUAAUCCUAUAAUGUUCAACGCUAAAACAGGAAUUUACCCCUAA